UAUAUGAGUCCAAUCAAACCGCCAGUUUAACAUUGAAAGUUAACUGAAAAAGAAUGUCUGACAACAAGGAGAUUUUGAAGAACUUGGGCCUGCAUAACAUGCUGAUUUCGCCCGAUUUCACAAAUUUUACUCGUUGGUUCUGCGAAUUGACCGAGGAAAAUCAUUUAAGUGAAGAGGAGAUUGUCAAAAUCAACGAACUGAAGUCAGCUGGUACAUUCAUCGAUGAUAUUGACUUGCUGAACCAACGUAUUAACGAAGUUUUUGAGGAUAGACUCACGGAUCUUGGAGAGAUCGAAGAACUACAGGAUGAAUACAAUGAUCUCAAAGACACUGAGGAAGCGUUGGAGAAUAUGUUGUCCGCAGCAAAUGCAACUGAAUUGAAAAUGGAUGAAGAAUUGAAUCGAUUGAACUCAGAUAUUCAAGCCGACCAAAUGAAUAUUGAAUCUUUGACCCAGAACUCUCAAGCCGAUGCGCAAUUUUUGGAGGACCUGACUACGAGAAAUAUUGAAAAUCGUUGUAGUUUCCUCACAUCAUUCUCAAGCCAACUAUCGCAUCCUAUGCGUUGGUGUCGGUUGGACUACGACAACUAUUUGGUCGGCUGCGAUAAUUUUUCAUUGUCAAUGAAAAUGAUCUUCGAAAAGACGCUUAAAUUAAGGGACAGUUCGCAGAGCUUUGUGGAAGAGGACCCUGAGCACAAUAAGCGUUUAUAUGAUCUUUUCACUCUUCAAAACACUUUCACUCGAACAGCGUCAGCUCUACACGAAGCGGAAUCAGAUUUGUAUCGAAUCGAUGCAAUCAUCGAUGCAUUGUCCAAACCAGUACAAUCGAUGAGCCCUGGAUUGAUGAGCGAACAAAUUGAACAGCUCACUUGGCAGAAUGCGGAAAUGGAAGAGAAUCUGGAAAAUCUGGAAUCACUAAUCCAGGAAAAGAUCGCUCAAUUGGGUUAUCAGGAAGCAAAGUUUUGCGAAGUGGAAAAUAAUAGAGAAAAACUGGUGGCUGCCGAGAAACGUGUGGAUAUAAUGAAAAAGUGCGCAGCGUCAAUUUCGGAGAACUUAUUGUUAACCGAAGUAUUGUGCCUAAUGGUGAACUUGGAGAAGGAAACGAUGAAUAUUAUUUUGGAUAGCGUAGCUUCGGCUCAUUACGAAGAAGAAAAUGAACAAUGCGCCAGUAACUUGGAAAUUCUUACGAAAAUAUCCUCCAACUCUAUGGCCGAUCAUGUAGGAGAAGAGUUUUCGGAACAAGUUGCUGAAAUGAUUGCAGAUGAUAUCGUUGCAGACAGUACGAUAUCCGAAGAGCCUGCCAAUCCUUUUGCCAAAUAUGCAGAGCGGGUCAAUCACUUUGCAGUGCAAUUAGAAGACAUAAUUUCUGAUUCGUACCAAAUUAAGAUCGCCGAUUCAAUCAAAGAUUUUAAUGGCAUAUCGGCACACUUGAAUGCAUUCAUUGGAAAUGGUCCAUCGCAUAAGCCGAAUAUUUGGAAUUUACCCGUCUUAGCUGAAUCGGAAAUUUAUAAGCGGAAAUUCGACUUGAUGUUCGAUUUGUCACGCAUGAUGCGGCAUAAUUUCAUGGAAAAGUACCAUCAGCCAUUUAUGAACGAUGAAUUGUGGAAGCGUCGACAAUUGUUGUGGAUAUGGUUUUUAACGGAUGAGGAAGCAUUUUUGGAAGCUUUUCAAAAAACCGUUGCCGAUUCAAAGAGGACUGCAAACCAUGGAAAUGUUUCCUUUGGUGGGUUGAAGCGAAAUCAAUAGUUUCAGCAAAGACAAUAUGUGAUAUACCGGAUAAACUGUACUGGCCAUUAGUUAUAAUUUUUCGAAACAAUUAAAUAUUCAUUCUAAU
Molecule: messenger RNA, 1833 nt
Organism: Bradysia coprophila
Lineage: Eukaryota; Metazoa; Arthropoda; Insecta; Diptera; Sciaridae
Gene: dgt3
Product: dim gamma-tubulin 3
Source: RefSeq, a predicted model, not a curated record